AUCUACCAUGAUUAAUACUGAUUGUCCAACUUGAAAAUUUUUUUCCACUUUUCAGUUUUCCACUUGAAUUCAGAUUAUUCGUAUUUGUGAACUGUGACUAACUGGUUGAGUUAUUAAUUUUCACCGUUCUAGUGUGCAUCAACUUACGCAACAUUUUAUUGAAUUUUGAAUUCGCCCCAGUAUUUAUUAACAUAUAAAAUGAUGCCUUUGGUCAGUGAUAAAUCUAUUGCACCAUCGUCGGAGAAUAAGCCCGCCGAAGAACCAAAAAAAUUAAAACCUUGUUGUGCUUGUCCGGACACGAAAAGAGUCAGAGAUGCUUGUAUUAUGGAAAACGGAGAAGAAAACUGUCAACACCUAAUUGAAGCACAUAAGGAAUGCAUGAGAAAAAUGGGUUUUAAUAUUUAAAUA
Molecule: messenger RNA, 408 nt
Organism: Melanaphis sacchari
Lineage: Eukaryota; Metazoa; Arthropoda; Insecta; Hemiptera; Aphididae
Gene: Cox17
Product: cytochrome c oxidase copper chaperone
Exons: 2
Coding region: 199-405 (68 amino acids)
Biological process (GO): mitochondrial respiratory chain complex IV assembly
Cellular component (GO): mitochondrial intermembrane space
Molecular function (GO): copper chaperone activity; copper ion binding
Source: RefSeq, a predicted model, not a curated record